This is a messenger RNA of Laccaria bicolor S238N-H82, 541 nucleotides long. RefSeq lists its product as uncharacterized. The record is from RefSeq and is a predicted model, not a curated record. NCBI's taxonomy places the organism in Eukaryota, Fungi, Basidiomycota, Agaricomycetes, Agaricales, Hydnangiaceae. The coding region runs from base 23 to 496 and encodes 157 amino acids. The transcript has 4 exons.
AAGUCGUUUGCGAUUUCUUACCAUGAAGACCUUCGCCAGCGUCAUCUCCGUUCUUUUGUUCGCCAGCGCCGCCGUUGCUGCACCCACCACGGCCGAUCAGAUCGAGUCUCCCAACCAAUGGGCCAAAUUCGAGAAGCGCAACGUCGCCACGAGCGACGCCGUUUCGGAACCCCAAAACUGGGGAGGGUUGGAGCAAAAGCGUGAACAGGCCAAGAGCGAAGUCGUAAUCAAUUUGGGAGGGUUCGUGCAGAAGCGUGAAGAGGCCAAGGUAAAAGAAUCAUUACAGCGAGCACCGCCUUUUACUAAAUGUCUCAGGUGGACGAUGUCAACCUUUUCUGGAAAAAUGGUACGAAAUCAUCAAACUAGUUUCCGCUUUGGAGAUUGGAAAGUACGGGGAUUUGUGCGGGAGCAAAGUGGAGAAGUUUAUAAAUAUGAAACACGUGACUCAAUUCAGUCGGGUUCACCGCGUGUUGACCGCGUGAAGCUCUUUUUCUAGUCCUUUGUAAAUACAAAUUUUGGUUAGAAUCAUUUGCUGAAACCC